AUGGUGAUGCCGUUUAAUCAAGAGUCGUGGAUAUGGUAUACCUGCGCAGCGACGAUCAUCGGUGCGAGACUUAUCUCGCGCAAGAUACUGUUCGGCUCAUGGAAGGGUCUCCAAAUAGACGACUGGAUCAUGGGUCUCUUUGUCACCUUCUGCUACACCCUCCUGAUCGUGUUGUCUAAUCGAUGGCUGAAAGUCCAGUCAAACCUCGAGCCCUCCACCUUCGACUUCACCUCCCUCACAGCCGAAGAUCUCGCCCGUCGCAGAUACGGCAGUAAAAUUGUCAUCAUUGUGGAACAGACGCAAAUCCUGGUGAUCUGGUCGUGCAAAGCAUGUCUCCUGCUCAUGUACCACCGAUUGACCCGCACAGCGCAACGUGGCGAGAAUAUUGCCAUCAAACUCCUGUCCGCCUAUGUGGCUGUUGGGUUCAUUGUCAUUGAAGUUCUAUACUUCGCUGCCUGGUGUCGUCCGUUUCAUGAGUACUAUGCUGUCCCAGCCCGGUCGUCACAGUGCAAUGCCAUGGUCCACCAUCGAAUUACCAAAGCAAUCUUCAACUUGUCUUCAGACGUCAUCAUGCUCUGCAUAGCACUUCAGAUGCUAAUUCGGUCAUCCCUACCGAUGAGAAGGAAGAUUAUCUUGUGUAUCAUUUUCUCUCUGGGAAUCUUUGUCAUUACAGCUAGCAUUCUCAACAGCUACUACUUCUUCAAGGACCCAUACAAACAGACUUGGAUCUACUGGUACGUCCGUGAAUCCUCGACUGCAGUUCUCGUGGCCAAUCUCCCCUUCACAUGGACCAUUCUUCGGAAGUUUUUCGAAGUUGGUGAUUUUGACGAGACGAAUCCACCGCCGUGGACGUAUCAUACACAUACUUCACGAACGGCAGGAGGCCGCAAGGCAGCACACCAACAUCAGAAGACGAGUACCACUGCGGCUCAACCUGGAACGUAUCACUCUCCGAGAAAUAGCCAUGGAAGCAAGGGCACCCGGUCGCUGACUCUGGUCGGUUCAUCAUCCUCGAAUAGAAAUAGCGAGUUCCUUGUCGACCUCGAGCAAGGUGUAGGCAAAAAAGUUCCUCUGCGCCCUGUUACUCCAGGCCUCGCGAAGGAGGAGGGGUUGUUUUCCUUGCCCUCUUCAAAGAUGAUACAGGAUGGCACGGGUGGGUUAUGCAUGAACAGUCGGUCCAUUUCACUGCCCCCAAGGGUGAAGAUGGCCGCUUCAUCAAAGAGAUGCCGCGAACCUAGCCGGGCGGGCUACAACAUGUGGAGGAUGGGCGCAGGACAAGAGUUGAAACGGCGAGAGCGAAGUUGUGCCAUUAGGUGCUUGAUACAAGCCUCUGCAGGUUACGAUUUUGAUAUUGAGAUACCCCUUCCUUUAUUUAGGUCCCCGGUCCUCUCGGCCGAUGAGAUCAUUUGCAAUGAGACUGUGGCUUCUGCUCGAAGUACAUGGCUGCACAUGACAGAAAAGCAGCCGAGUAUCAUGCAGCUCACUGUUGACGUGCUUCAACUGCCUCCUGGCAGCCACCAGCCACCAGCCGUUCUUCGGCUACGGGGGGGGGGAAGACCGCCAAGUCAAGUCAAGGGCCAAGGACAGCAAAUCAAGACCAGCCCUCCCCAGCCGGCGCAUCCAAGUCCGCUGCCCGUUCGCCGGGUCCAGUGCAGAAAAUCUUCAUCCGCCGUCGUCUGGAAAUAA
This is a messenger RNA of Plenodomus lingam JN3, 1686 nucleotides long. The record is from RefSeq and is a predicted model, not a curated record. NCBI's taxonomy places the organism in Eukaryota, Fungi, Ascomycota, Dothideomycetes, Pleosporales, Leptosphaeriaceae.